Cygnus atratus (black swan) is the source of this 2043-nucleotide messenger RNA. It is a transcript of the gene PROX2, whose product is annotated as prospero homeobox 2. Gene Ontology annotation, cellular component: nucleus. Lineage: Eukaryota; Metazoa; Chordata; Aves; Anseriformes; Anatidae. The record is from RefSeq and is a predicted model, not a curated record. Gene Ontology annotation, biological process: regulation of transcription by RNA polymerase II. Gene Ontology annotation, molecular function: DNA-binding transcription factor activity, RNA polymerase II-specific; RNA polymerase II cis-regulatory region sequence-specific DNA binding.
AUGAUCCCUUACCAGCUGCAGGGCAGCCCUCCGGUGUCCAGGCGGAAAGAUGACCCAACGGAUGGCAGGAGGGCCCCUGAGCAGGGCAGAGACCCUGCUGCCUCAGGGCACAGCCAGGGGCUGAAAACAGAGCCCUGUUUCCAGAGGGACUCUCUGUUGCCUUCCCCUGGUGCGUCCCUCGUGUCACAGCUCCUCAGCCACACGGCGGUUAGCAGGAGCCUGGACCCGUGCACCCUUUUCCCUUCCUCGCAGCCAGUGGGGCUGCCCCAGGGCUACGAGCUCGGUGCGCCUCCUGGAGAAGGAGCACAAGCCCUGGCUCUCACCAGGACCCGUGUCCUGGCUCCUGUGCCCUGUGCUGGUGACAGGGAGCCGCUCUCAGACGAGCACCUCCAAGCCAAGCGGGCCAGGGUGGAGAGCAUCAUCCAAGGCAUGAGCCUCCCUACAACCCCACAAGCCUCCGAUAUCGGCAUGGAGGGAAGUGUGGGGCAGGACAGGGAGAAGGGUGGCAAGAUGUCCUGGGAGGGCAAGAGGAAGCCGAGGGUGCCCCAGCAGCAGCGGGGUGUGGGGGUGGCUGGGCAAGGGGCACCCAGAGGGGGCAGCCCCCAUGCUGCGGGGUGCCAGCAGCUGAAGGAGCAGCUCUGCUUUCUGGAGCAGCAGCUGAGGUGGCUUCAGGAGAGGUUCUCCCAGGUGUGUGACCCAGGGGACGCUGCCCGGACCCAGGGAGGUGCUGAGAAGGCACAGCCGCUGGCUGGGAAGGCUGGGGACAGACCGGACAGGGACGGUGCUGCUGUUGCCCACCAUCCGCACAAAGCUGCUCCCUGGGGGAGCACCCCAGAGGUGGAUGGGCCUGACGGGACGCAGGAGGAUGAGGGGAGAGGCGAUGCAGGCGGCCUGCCCUCGGCAGCCAGGGUCCUCUCACAGGCGCUGAAGCGCGAGCUGGCCGGGGUGACGUCCCGCGUGGUGGACUCUGUCCUCACCAGCGUGUGGCCGAAGGCAGCCGGCCACCUCCUGCAGCAGCACCCGGGGCCGGGGGCGGGUGCCAGGGGAGAGCAUUUUCCUGCUGGGAAAUGCAGAAAACCCCUGACUAAGUCAUCCCCCAUGGGCACGCUGGGCUCACCCCCACCUGAGGCACCAUCACUACCCUCAGGGAAGGGCCUGGGCCCUCACGCCAGCUCCUUCAGCCCCAAGGCAGUCAGAAACCCCCACCAGGCACCCAGUGUGGGUUACACACUGGGCUCAGCCAUCCCGUCAGCACAGGAGAGCCGGCUGCUGGGCCAGCUGCUGGGCUACGGCCACUGGGGGAGCCCCCCUGUCCCACAGAGGCAUCCCCCUGAGGCCCCGGACCCUCACUGGGGUGCCACCAGGCUGCGGCCAUCGGCGGUGAGGCAGCAGCGGUGCCCCCUGCCCCUGGGCCCCGGCGAGGCGGAGGGGGACGGGGUGCCCUUUGCCCCCACCCACGAGGCGCUGACCCCUGGCCACCUGAAGAAGGCCAAGCUGAUGUUCUUCUUCACCCGCUACCCCAGCUCCGCUCUGCUGAGAUCGUACUUCCUUGAUGUGCAGGUAGAUCUGCUGUGGGACGCAGGGUGCCGGGAGGGACCCGGCGGGUGGGAUUUUGGUGCUGGUUUUGCUGAGACGCCGGUUUUCCCCCUCUGCCCCCGGCAGUUCAGCCGCUGCAUCACCUCCCAGCUCAUCAAAUGGUUCAGCAACUUCCGCGAGUUUUACUACAUCCAGGUGGAGAAGUUCGCCCGGCAGGCCCUGCUGGAGGGCGUCGCGGACGCCGGAGCCCUGCGGGUCUCACGGGACUCGGAGCUCUUCCGCGCCCUCAACACACACUACAACAAGGGGAAUGACUUCCAGGUGCCCGGGCGCUUCCUGGAGGUGGCCAGCCUGACGCUGCAGGAGUUCUUCAGCGCCGUCAGGGCGGGCAAGGACGCUGACCCCUCCUGGAAGAAACCCAUUUACAAAAUCAUCUCCAAACUGGACAGCCACAUCCCUGACGUGUUUAAAGCCGUGGGGUGCUCCCAGGAGCUGCUCCACAGUUGA